CAUAUUACUCAUCGCCCCUUCGGCCACCGCCACCACGCCACGCCCUGCACAUCACCCCCUCCAUCCUCAACAUUCAUUUUUAUUAUUAUAUAAAUCUCCAAAAAAAGGAGCCAGAGCAAACCGCAAAUCGACCCCCGUGGCCGUGGGAAGCAGGUCGUCGCCUCGGUCAAAUCCGGCGGCGGCGGAGGAGUCGUGGGCCGCAAGGCCGGGCUGGCCUGACCGGACCGCCGCGCAAGUGACCCGACCGGCGGGAUCCUUCGGGCCGGCGCCCCAGGAGGAUAUUCUUCGCGCUGGGGGUGCUUGAUUUGGAUGAAAGGAGCGCGCCGUCGGCAUGGGUACCCCCUCGCAGGGCUCGGCUGCCGUGGCGGCGGCCCGGGUCGACCUCUGCGCGCUCGACCUCAUGCCCGUCUUCGCCAAGGAGAUGAUUGCCGGCGGGGUCGCCGGUGCUUUCUCCAAGACCGCCAUCGCGCCGCUCGAGCGCCUCAAGAUAUUGCUACAGACUAGAACAAAUGAGUUCAGGUCUCUCGGAGUUCUGAAAUCCUUGAAUAAACUGAGAAAACAUGAUGGUGUCUUGGGAUUUUACAAGGGAAAUGGUGCCAGUGUGUUAAGAAUUGUUCCUUAUGCUGCAUUACAUUAUAUGGCGUAUGAGCGAUACAGGUGUUGGAUCUUGGGUAACUGCCCUACACUUGGCACAGGACCUGUGGUAGAUCUUUUAGCAGGCUCAGCAUCAGGCGGGACUGCAGUCUUGUGCACUUAUCCCUUGGACUUGGCUAGGACCAAGCUUGCAUUCCAGGUUAAUAACACAGAUCAUCCUAGCAAUGGUUUGAAAAGGCCAAUUGCUACACCAUCAUAUGGAGGAAUAAAAGAUGUCUUCAGAGGUGUUUACUCAGAAGGUGGAGUGCGAGCGCUGUAUCGUGGAGUAGGUCCAACGCUAAUGGGAAUACUUCCCUAUGCUGGUCUUAAAUUCUACAUAUAUGAAGGGUUGAAGGCACACGUACCUGAAGAUUACAAAAAUUCUGUCACUUUAAAACUAUCCUGUGGUGCCGCAGCUGGUUUAUUUGGACAAACUUUAACCUACCCACUAGAUGUAGUCAGGAGACAAAUGCAGGUUCAGAGUCAUCUGCAGCAUGAUCAGUCUGGUGGCCCACGAAUAACAGGUACAUUCCAGGGGCUUAAGAUCAUCAAACAAACACAGGGAUGGAGACAAUUAUUUGCUGGUCUGAGCCUCAAUUAUAUCAAGGUGGUACCCUCAGUGGCUAUUGGUUUCACCGCAUACGACACAAUGAAGCAUUUGCUGAAGAUACCUCCGAGAGAGAGCAUAAAGCCUGAGCAAGGUUCUGGUUGAAGCUUCUAUCCACAAAAGAAAGGCACAUCUAUGAAGUGCCAGUUGGAGGCUUCAAGCCUCAUCAAGUCCAUGAUUGUUAUUCUCCCUCCGUAAAGGAAUAUAAGAGCAUUUAGAUCACUACUAUAGUGAUCUAAACACUCUUAUAUUUCUUUACAGAGGGGGUACGUAGUAAUUGUGUUGCGUACUUACCCCAGCUGACAUAUUCUUUUCGUUAUAUUUUUUCGAAUUCAUUUUUAUUUUUUCACCAACAUGUAUACUUUAUCCACUAGGUGGAAUGUUGUCACUGGAUAGUAUUUGAUGAUGAAAUUACAGAUACGCGAAACAGACUUGCAGUGCU
Messenger RNA from Triticum urartu, 1682 nucleotides. RefSeq names its product mitochondrial carrier protein CoAc1. Gene Ontology annotation, cellular component: mitochondrial inner membrane. NCBI's taxonomy places the organism in Eukaryota, Viridiplantae, Streptophyta, Magnoliopsida, Poales, Poaceae. The record is from RefSeq and is a predicted model, not a curated record. Gene Ontology annotation, biological process: transmembrane transport.